AUGGCCGCUACGAAAGGACUUGCGACGCGGCUCCUAGAGCAGAUACAAGCAUCGACAGCAACAUACCUCGAGUUCCUAUCGUCGCAGUCGCUGCCAGAACCCUCCUUCGAAGAUGGCGACGGCCUCAACCCUGACGCCGAGCUGCCGCCCGAUGUCCAGCGCGCUCGAGACAGCGCUCUCGAGGCGACCGAGGAGCUGCACCGCCUGCUGCUGGGUCCCUUGGGUCUCAUCCUGAGCGCUCCUGCAGACCAAUACCUGCUCCUCAGCAUCCAAUACAUCUACCGGCACAAGAUCGCCCAGCACGUGCCGACGAGCGGCGAGAUUGCGUUCGGCGACAUCGCGGCGGCCGCUGGGCUCGAGGUGGGAGACAUGGCACGCUUCCUCAGACUGGCGACGGGGUGGCACGUCUUCCACGAGCCGCGCCCCGGGAUGCUUGUCCACACAGCGGCCUCGAGGCAGCUGGCCGGCAACAGGAUGCUGGAGGCGUGGAUCAACAACAUCGCCGAGGAGUUCUGGCCGUCCCUGGCGAGGACCGUGGACGCGGGCCAGCGCUGGCCGGGCAGCGAGGAGCCCAACCAGAGCGGCUACUCCCUCGGCCACGGCGACACCGCGCUGAGCCCGUUCGAGGUCAUCGCCGCCGACCCCUCGCGCCAGGCCCGCUUCAACGACGUCCAGAGCUUCUCGCACCGCCACCGCAGCUUCAGCGUCGACCACCUGCUCAGCGGCCACGACUUCUCGGCCGCCCGCACCCUCGUCGACGUGGGCGGCUCGAGGGGCGAGGUCGCCGCCGCCAUCGCCCGCCGGUACCCGGGCCUCGUCGACGUCGUCGUCCAGGACCAGCCCGGCGUGAUAUCGCAGCUGAGCGUGCCCCCCGAGCUGGCUGGCCGCGUGCGGGGGAUGGCGCACGACUUCCUCACGCCGCAGCCCGUCGUGGGCGCCGACGUGUACCUCCUGCGCUGGGUCAUGCACGACUGGAGCGACAAGUACUGCGUCCUCAUCCUGCGGGCGCUCGUGCCGGCGCUGAAGAAGGGAGCCAGGGUCGUCAUCAACGAUAUUUGCGCCCCGGAGCCGUGCCAGCUCGGCGUGGCGGCUGAUCGUGGGCUGCGCCAGAUGGACAUCUCCAUGAAGGCCUUCAACAAUGCCAAGGUGCGCGACGGGGCUACCUGGGCCAAAUUAUUUGCCGUAGCCGACGAGAGAUUCAAUUUUAUGGGCAUUACGCUGCCGCCGGGGGCGAGGAUGGCCAUCAUUCAGGGCGAGUGGACUGGCGAGGACCAGGCCAAUGGAUCAGAGACGGCGUAAACACUCAACGAAGUUACUAGCAAUGCCACAUAAAUUAUUUCAUCACAUGCAUAAUAUAUCAGUUCACUACCAUGCGAGUCAACUUAAGCUUUGAGUGAUGUUACCUGCUGGUUCAAUCCUGCCUCUUCUCCUCCUCCGCCUCCCACGUAAACGUCCACUUAACCCCCUUGGCCUCCUCUCUCUCCGUGAUCCGCACCUCAAUGUCCUCCACAGGCGUCAUGAUGCUCGUCGUGAUAUGACUCUUCGUCUUGGGCACGACCCACGACCGCCCAUGCGCAGGACUCACGUCGUACCUCGGCAGCAUCAUCACCAAGAUCGCCGAGAUCUCGUUCGUGGCGAAGAACCGGCCCGGGCAGACGCUCGCACCGCUCCCGAACGCGCGGUACGCCGAUCCGGGCACCUUCUUCUGCCCGAGGAACCGCCCCGCGUCAAAGGCCGACGCCGUGGGACCCCAGACGUCCGCGUUGCGGUGCAGCUCGGCCGAGGGGGUCAGGAGCGUGGCGCCCUCUUUGAGCAUGUACCUGUCGUCGAUGAGCGUGUCCCGCAGCACGACGCGCCCGGAGGCGUUUGUGCUGUGGACGCGGAGCACCUCGCGCACGAGCGAGUCGAGCAGUCUACAGCCGGCGAUGACCUCGGGGAGGUUGAUGCUCGCAGUGGCCUCCUCUUCUCUCCGAACAAAGGCGCCAAUGUCCCGUCUGAGACUGGCGAGCAGGGACUCGUCGGAGUAGACGUGGUACAGCACCCAGGCCGCCGUCGGCACGGUGUUUACGAGCAGGCCGUACGAGACGCUCAGGUUGAAGUGCUCCAUGUCUGUCUGCGACAGCCCGUGCUGCAGGCUCACGGCGUGGCGGGACCUGAUGAGCGCAGAGGCUGUACUUGGGCCGUCUUCGCUGUAGUACCUGUGCAUGGCGUCGAAGAAGAGCUUCCGUGCUCGGCUGCCGCGAGGGGUGAUGAGGCCUGGCAGCACGUUCAGCCCAAGGAGAAUGAACUGCUCGUCGAUGGUCCUGGAUCGCGGUCAGCUACAGAUCAGAAGCUAAAGUCAAAAGGAGCAGUAGGGGAUCGGCGUACCAGAACGCAUCGUAUACCUCAGGGUCGUGAAACGGGUUCUUCUCCGGCCCGUACACGGCGUCGGUGCUCGCCCUGGUGA
Molecule: messenger RNA, 2446 nt
Organism: Clonostachys solani
Lineage: Eukaryota; Fungi; Ascomycota; Sordariomycetes; Hypocreales; Bionectriaceae
Source: the annotation of a GenBank genome assembly